AUCCAGAUUAAACACGAAUUUAGGGGAAUAUCAAAAAUUCAGGAGAAUGCUAUUGGAUGACAGGAGACAGGGGAGAAGAACCCAAAAUCAGAGAGUUUGUAAGCCUGGCUUUUAUUAUUAGAAGUGGCCACAAAAGCAUCUUAGGAAAAUACCAUGGGAAACAUCUUUGGGAACCUUUUGAAGAGCCUGAUUGGGAAGAAGGAAAUGCGAAUACUCAUGGUGGGACUUGAUGCUGCAGGAAAGACAACUAUCUUGUACAAACUUAAGCUUGGAGAAAUUGUGACUACUAUACCCACCAUAGGCUUUAAUGUGGAGACUGUGGAGUACAAGAAUAUCAGCUUCACAGUGUGGGAUGUGGGCGGCCAAGACAAGAUCCGCCCACUUUGGAGGCAUUACUUCCAGAACACUCAGGGGUUAAUAUUUGUGGUGGACAGCAAUGAUCGAGAACGAGUGAAUGAGGCCCGUGAAGAACUGAUGAGGAUGCUGGCAGAGGAUGAGUUGAGGGAUGCAGUGUUGCUUGUUUUUGCUAACAAACAGGAUCUGCCAAAUGCUAUGAAUGCUGCAGAGAUAACAGACAAGCUGGGCCUGCAUUCUCUCCGCCACCGCAACUGGUACAUCCAAGCAACUUGCGCCACCAGUGGCGAUGGCCUGUAUGAAGGGCUGGACUGGCUAGCCAACCAACUGAAGAACAAGAAGUGAAGGUGCCAGUCCCAUUUUGUCUCCAGCGUGCGCCUGACUCUUCCUCCCACAUCCUUACUGUGCUUCCCCAGCCAAACCAGGUUGGGGUUGGCUCCUGGUACAGACCACACAAUCCCUCCUGCUUCUCUUGGUUCCACAUUUGCUUUCGUUGCCGUUUUGGUUUGGGGUGUUUUAAUCGGGUGCCGUGUUUCUCCUGGUUCAUCAAGCUGCUGUUACUUGCUGUUUUCUUUGUUCUUUGAAGAUAUUGGUUGGGAGUGGACAAGUGAGUCUUGGCAGUACAUGCCUGAGUAUUCUGCCCCCUGUAGACAGGGUUGGUUAGAGGGAAGGAAUGGGAGCAGUGCUGUUUUGUGUUUAUGUUGUGUGGAAGCUCCCUUUGCACAUGAUUGUGGGAAUGUUUUUGGCUUCUUGUAUUUGGUUUUAAAUUAUUUCCGUUUCAGUACUUCAUCCAAGAUGGUUUAAAUAGUUAAACAAGGAUCAUAUUAUAUUUUAUUCUAUUGGGAAAGGAUACAAUAAGCUUGGGUUCUAAUAUCAUUUCAGAGGGUUGUGUUUUGGUGCAGCAGAGCAGUUUUAAUAGAUGACCAAACCUCUGGGAAGCAAAAAGAGAAAUUGAAGGUGCAAUAAAGAAGUUAGAAAGGCAAUAUAUUCUUUUAGCUAGAGAAGUGUAGGCAGGCUUCCCACCGGGAGAGGCACUCCUUGCUUGUACGUUUCACAACACUUUAUUGCUUUGUCAGUGAGAAGUUUCUUCUGUGAGGCAAUGCUGUAUUGUGCAACAGUGAUGGAGGGAGGAACCCUCCCAGCAGCAAGGGUGCUUAUACUUUGGUACUUUAUAAUAUACAAAAUAUUUAUUUUCCCUGUGGCACUUGUGUCUCUCCAGUAGUAAAGUAUUAACUUGAAAUAGUUCUUUAGCAUUGACCUGGUUUUGUCAUUCCAGUUUAAAGGAACAGUCCUCCUGCAUGCAUCAACUGUAGCAGUUACUUAUUUCCUUGAGUAAAUAAGAUUUAAACUUGGUUAAUUAGCUGUGUUAUAUUUACAAUACAAGACACUGAUAGGUUGGGAGGGCAAGGUAGAGAACCACAAAUAGUUAAGUUGGCCGUACAUGGGCAGAUUUAAGGUUCUCCAGACUGAUUUGGCAGCUUUUCUGCCCAUGGAAGGGAACCCCCGGCAGGCCUACCUGACCAAUAUGUGGUAAAAAUCGGGCAGAUUUCUGUCGGACAGGUUUGAUUUUUUUCCGUCGGAUUGGGGACUGCAUCGGCUCAUUAUUGUGGUCCUUGUUCUGACAGCUGCUAUUCCUGUCAUUGUAAUUUGAUCAUUUGGCCCUAUGGCCACUUAGGUGGGCAUAUCAAGGGAAAGUAUAGUAUGUAGUAUAGUUUAUAGCGUAUGACCACCUUUAGUAGCCUGCAGACUGUCAUCUGCUACUCCCCUUCCUUAUCCUAGACACAAAGUGUUUAAUUUGAGGAAAAGUGAGUUAUUCUGCAGCAGAAAGAGUUGACACAAUUUUACAACUGCCGUUAUAACAAUGCAAAUAUUAAUAUAUUAGUGGUAUUCUAGCCAUAGCACAUUGCUCUGUCUAACAAAAUGUAUAAAAACCAAGCAUCAAAAAUAAGCUAAAUAAAUGAUAAAACACUGGAUAACAAGUAUAUUUGGUAUUAAACUGAAACUAUUGUUACAGUUAUCAAGCUAAAAUGAGCUAAAUGUACACUCACAUUGCAGGCUCAGGUCACUAAAUUAAUCAUUUGACAUUAGCAUGUCCAGCCUGUGACCUUUCUUUUGUUGUUGGGCUAUAACUCAGUGUAUAGUUAAUGAGGGGUCCUGGGAGUUAUUUGCAGGCCCUCGGGAUGAGCUGCAGUUUUUGAUCAGUUUGAGCAUAGGACAGGCUUAGGAAGCAUUAGCAAUAAAACUAGUUUCUUGUCGAUAGUCAAAAGUAUUGUAUUAUUGCACUCCUGCCCUUUUCUCUCAAAGUCCCACACACUGUGGUACGUGCAUGCUUUAUACUCUCCCUUAAGGGUGGAAAGGCGCCCAAACAUCAGCAGUAGGUUAAUGCUGAAAAAUGCAGGAAAGAUCAUUAUUAUAAUGUGUACGGCCACCUUUAGUUUAGUUACAUGUGAUGCUAGUACAUUCGCAAUGUGCCUCCUGUUGUACUAGCUCUCUCUGUCUCAGCUACAUGUGUAUAAAGCUGAGGGACAGAAGUAGAGUUCAGCCAAGUGAGAUCAGAUAUACUAAGGCUACUGGUACACUGGCAGGACAUUUUGCCAUGGGACAAAACAGCUGAAGUUUCCUUCCCAGCGAGACAACUUUGGGCUACUGUGCGGCAAGUGUUUUCCCACCAGACAAAAUGUUCUGUGUGCUAGUACUCUAACUACAUACUAAUGUACAAUGGCUUUUACCAGGGUUAUUUAAAGGAGAAGGAAAGGCUAAAUCACUAGGGGGUGCCAAAUGUUAGGCACCUUCCAGUGAUUGUAAUCACUUACCUGAAUCCUCCAGUUGGUGCUCCUGUUAGGAGAAAACUGCACCGGCCUGGGGUAAAUGCAGACGAGUGAUACUCUUUCUUCCUUCUCCUUUCGCAGUGAUCCCGGGCCCUACACUGGUCCAGAUUGAGAUUAUGUGAUCGUUUGGCCCCUGUCAACAAACACAUUGUAAUAGUGGCCUAGGGAGGCCUUCUGGGAGAGGAUUAGAGCAAUAUGCUGAUGUGGUCCUUACUUGAUUUUUAGCUCCAUUUCUGUUGUAAGGAGCCCAUACAAGGGACAAUAAGCUGCUGAUUUGGUCUGGAGGGGCCAAGUCAGCAGUCCAUGCAUGGCCACCUAACACUGUUUAUGUGAGUAUUGACUUAUCAAAGGAACAGUAACACCAAAAAAGGGUUGCGUUUGCCUCAAACACUACUAUAAUUUCUAUAAAUUAACUGCUGCAUAGCCAUGGUGGCAGCCAUUCAAUCUGAAUAGGCAAAAGGCUCAUGUUUAUACAGCAUAUGGAUUAGCUUUACAGAAUAAAAUUGGUUUUAGUUCUUACACAUGGGUCAAAUUGCUGGAUAAUCAGAUGCAAAAUUUAAAUUUUCACUUCUGAAUCUUACGGGUCUUUAAUACCUCAAGCAACUGGUAGUUAAUCACUGGAGGAAGCCCUUGUAGCUUUUACUCACAGUAUUUCUGUAAGUACUGGGGUGACUGGUACAAAAUAAUAUGUUUACAUUUGUUUUUCCUGUGUAAUUGGGAGUUUUGCCUGACCUUAUUUAGAAAUAGAAAUAACUACAUAGACAUUCCUAAUGUCCUCUUAGUAGGCAGGUUGGCCAGCACAAGUGUUAAAAUUCUUCAAAAGCGGCUAGCAAAGCACACCGGACAGCCAGGGCGUUCUGUAAAACUUAGUCUUCAUUCAUGUUGAUAAAACCUUUUACGCCUGACGCGUUUCAUGCAUGCGCACUUAAUAAUAGGCAUAGUGUUAUCCAUGUUAUUCAAAGGGUUUAUGCCGCUUGGGGAACUGUUACUCUGUUUAACAUAAACUUGCAAGUUGAUUGUUCAGUAUGGAGGCACCUGCUAUGCUGAAAUAAUAUGUCAUGUGUCCAUAUUGCUGUGUAGCAGUUAAAUAACACCGCCCUUAUUUAUACUGACUGGAAUGGCUCCCAGUGAUGUCAAUGUGGCCAUCCUCACUCAAUCUGUCAGUUACAUCACUGGGAGGCCGUCCAGCUAGUAAAUUGCUCCAGUCUCAACUGAAUCUUCUUGUUAAAAUGUAAAGUGAGUGCAAAGUGAAAUGUAAGCUAGGCACAGACACGUCCCUUCGACCCCUACUCUUAUUCUAUGCUCCAUUGCAAAAAGAAAAUAUAGGUCUCCCGAGAGUAGUGUUCCUUUGCAGGGAAGCAGGGAGAUGCACUCUGGGCAUUUAGCAGCACUGUCCGUAUGUCCUGACUGGGAAGUAGAAGACAUGAUGGGGUUUUAACGCUAAGGUGAUUUCAUCUUUGCAUCAUGUUCUGAAUCAGAUUUUUCCAAGUGACCUUUCAUUUCUAAAGAGUCUUGUUAGAUGGGAUCAUCCAGAACUGUUUGCUUGUCGGGUGCAUUAAGGUGCUUAAAUGAUUUGUUUUGCAAUAUAUGCAUACAUAUAUAUUUUCUCUUUUUAAAACAUAUCAGAUCUGGCUGCCUUCAAAGGCAUUUGCUUUAUUCCCUGAGUCUGGCUGAUCUGGUAACUGAAUAUUCGCUGAGGGUUUCCCCUGCCGCAGGUCUGUCUGGAACUGACGGACCAUGAUGUAUAUAUUCACUCUCUUCUCUGGCCUCUUAGUGGCAGUUAUUUGUUUAUAUAAAGCACAGCGUUCCCACCCAUAGCCUUCUAGCUUUAGCUGAACUGAAACUCCCAGCACCCCUGAUUUGGGGGGGGGGGGAGAUGUUGUUGGGCAACAGCUCUGUGUCUCCCCAGACACAGUGAAUCCUGUUCUAACCCCCCACAAGACUGCUGAAUCCCCUCUAUUCAUAGCAGAGACGAAAGGAAUAAUGUUAGAAUGCAGGUAAAUAGCAAUAUAGGGUCUAUUCCCAACCCCAUAACCCCAAAGUGUUUAAUACAAGUAUUUCAGUCAUUUAAAAAUAUAGGCCAAUAGGAGUAGCUGUAAACCCCAAUGUAUUGGAUUCUACAGUAUUUUACUUAUAGAGUAGUAACACAGAAAUUCCUGUUACUUCCCCUCUUUGCUGAGUCCCAGAACAUUUCUGUUUAUCCAGAGGGGGCUGCUGGUAUACAGACUCUUGGUUGCUAUUCACUGUAGCCCCUCCAGCCCUGGGGUAUAGUGUCUUGGAAGAAUUGGCAUUAAUAUUUCUGAGCUGCCAUUGUCCUCUUAGGCUGAUGGCAUACUUGGUGCAUUUUAGCCAGCCAAGUACACACAGUCUCUUCCCUCUCUUUCACUUGAAUGGGAAAUGCCCAAAAGCAGUAUUUGUAGCCAAAAAAUGCUCUAGGGAACAUUUUGGGGCGACAUUCUGUGGAAGCUACAGGAGACAGUAUCACAAACAGCCGGCUGAAAAGCGCCACUUGUGCCUUCAGCUUUACCAUUCAUGUUGUGCACUUUUUACAUAAGGGACCAUUUGUUUAUCCAGUGAUUUUUAUUUUUAAUAUUUCUUGACAUGGUUUGAUUGUAAGCAGUGGGGGCAAGCAGUAAAUGCGCCAGAAAAGGGAGCGAUACAAGCAGAAUUGGAAAGUACACCUAUGUAUUGCCUGUGUUUUGUUCCUAUAUUUUACCCUACAUUGCCAGCAAAUAGGAGCAAUAGGUAUACAGCGCAGGUGGCCUUUUCUGCGCUAACGCCAUUGGCUGCUUCCCCCCAGUGCCACCUCUUGUGUUUUCUGACAUCAUGCUCUCAGCACUCUCAUUCUGAACUGUCCUCUCUCUCUCUUCCACACUCCUGUUCUGUGUGUGGUGUAAAGUGGAACGUAUGGUUUAAGCUGGGUAUUAUAUUUUUCUUUGUAUAUUUUGGAAUGUAAGCUGUAUGUGACUAAAUAGAAUUAAAACACUGGAAACAAUA
Molecule: messenger RNA, 6179 nt
Organism: Xenopus tropicalis (tropical clawed frog)
Lineage: Eukaryota; Metazoa; Chordata; Amphibia; Anura; Pipidae
Gene: arf3
Product: ARF GTPase 3
Exons: 5
Coding region: 154-699 (181 amino acids)
Biological process (GO): vesicle-mediated transport
Cellular component (GO): Golgi apparatus
Molecular function (GO): GTPase activity; GTP binding
Source: RefSeq, a predicted model, not a curated record